Molecule: messenger RNA, 1964 nt
Organism: Prosopis cineraria
Lineage: Eukaryota; Viridiplantae; Streptophyta; Magnoliopsida; Fabales; Fabaceae
Product: cytochrome b561 and DOMON domain-containing protein At3g07570
Exons: 6
Coding region: 366-1856 (496 amino acids)
Source: RefSeq, a predicted model, not a curated record
UUCUUCUUCACACUCCAUUGUUAUGUAAGUUCACAAACAGACUCAUGCACUUGGAAUCUCAACCUCCUAGUUCCUAUCCCUUUUGAUACUUCCAACCUCCGUUGUCUCUCUGUGUGGGAUUCUCAAGGUUUCAUUCUCAGAGUAAGUUCUUCUUCUUCUUUUUCUGAUCUUCUUCUUCUCUUUCAUCUCUCUUCUAACAGCUAUUUGGUUCUGAGUUGCAUUGUAAAUUUGUAAGUUACUGAUAUGGAUUUGAGUUUGUCUCUCAUGUGAAGAAGAAGAAGAAGAAGAAGAAAGAGUAUGUUCAGACAUCUUCAAACUUAUGGAGCUUCAUCCUCUCAACCCCAGACACAAACUCCUACAUAGCAAUGGGCUUCUCGGCCACCGGCGGGAUGGCCGGCUCGAGCGCGAUGGUGGGGUGGGUGGCGGCGAGGGGAAGCAGUGGAGGAAUAAAGCAGUACUAUCUGGGUGGCCUAACACCAGACAAGGUGGUACCAGAUAAAGGAAACUUGCAAGUGAUAGUAAACUCAAGCUUCAUAACAAUGGAGUCAGGUCGUGUGUACAUGGUGUUUCAGUUGGCCACCACCACUUCGUCGGCGCUGCCGUCGUGGCUUUUGUUCGCCACCGGACCCACCGGGUUGUUUCCUUCAGCCCCAGGUUAUCAACUUGUGAAGCACCUUGAUAAGGUCUCUAUCAGAAUUGACUACACAUCAGGCAGCAUUGGAAAUUCACAAUCACAAGCAAAUGGAAGCUCAUCAUCAUCAUCAUCAACGCCACAAAGUGACUCAUGUGGGAAUAAGCUGAUGAAUUCAAAUGCAGUUUUCACAUUUGACACAUCUAAUCUCAAUUGCUUUCCUGUUUGGAAUGCUCAAGAUUUCAUUCUCAGAUAUUCUCAGAGUUCAUCGAACAUAUGGAGCUUCAUUGUGUCAGCACCAGACAAGAACAGUUACAUAGCCAUGGGUUUCUCUCCCAAUGGAGCCAUGGUGGGCUCAAGCGCCAUUGUUGGUUGGGUCCCAUCAUCAUCAUCCAUUACUGCUACUGGUGGAUUGAAGCAGUACUAUCUUGGUGGCACCACACCAUCUCAAGUUGUUCCUGAUUCAGGAAACUUGCAGUUUGUGGCCAACUCAACCCUAAUCACUUCUCAGUCCUCUCGUCUCUUCUUGGCCUUUCAGUUGCAGACCGCUCAGCCGUUGUCCCGGCUCAUUUUUGCUGUCGGACCGACUGGGGUGUUUCCUUCGGUGCCAAGUUUUGCCCUAGCUCAGCACCAAGACAAAGCCUCCAUUACCUUCAACUACGCUUCUGCAACAGGAUCAAGUUCAAGUGCAUCAUCAUCAUCAUCAGUGAACUCAAUUGUGAGCCUAAAAAGAACACAUGGAUUGUUGAACAUACUGGGUUGGGGAAUACUGAUCAUAAUGGGAGCCAUAAUUGCUCGACACUUCAAGCAAUGGGAUCCUCUCUGGUUUUACUUUCAUGUCUCAGUUCAAUCAUUGGGCUUCCUUCUUGGCUUCAUUGGGGUCAUUUCUGGGCUUAUCUUGAAUGAUCGGCUUCAUGCUAAUGUUCAGAUCCACAAGGCCCUUGGAAUCAUUAUUCUUGUCUUGGCUUGCCUUCAGAUGAUGGCUAUUCUGGCAAGGCCAAAAAAGGAAUCAAAAGCAAGAAAAUAUUGGAACUUGUACCAUCACAACACAGGAAGGAUCUUGAUCAUUCUUGCAAUAGCUAACAUUUUCUAUGGGAUCCAUUUAGGUCAUGAAGGAAGUGCUUGGAAGAUUGGUUAUGGCAUUGUUCUUGCCAUUUUAUUUUUCAUUGCUUUCAUUUUUGAGAUGAGAAAGUGGAGUGAUGAUGAAGAUGAUGAUGAUGAUUAAAACAAUACUUGUGGAGUUUAAUAGUUGUAGUUCUUGUUUUAUUUAUUGAUUUUCAUUUGGAAUCCCUUGGGAAAAAUUUUCCAUUCUUAUUGUGGUUAUAUUAGUUUA